This is a messenger RNA of Radiomyces spectabilis, 896 nucleotides long. Its product is annotated as optic atrophy 3 protein-domain-containing protein. The transcript is spliced from 6 exons. The coding region runs from base 66 to 578 and encodes 170 amino acids. The record is from RefSeq and is a predicted model, not a curated record. Lineage: Eukaryota; Fungi; Mucoromycota; Mucoromycetes; Mucorales; Radiomycetaceae. Gene Ontology annotation, biological process: regulation of lipid metabolic process. Gene Ontology annotation, cellular component: mitochondrion.
AGUUUCAUUGUGCCGGGCGACCAUGUAAUCCAUUACAGGUCUUCCGUUAUUUUGACGUUUCCCACAUGAGCACAAUCAAACUCGGUUCAUUACUGAUACGAACUUUGGCAAAACCCGUAGCCAAUUCUAUCAAAACACAAGCCAAGCAGCAUCCUAAGUUUCGAGAAUUUUGCAUCGAUGUGGCGCAGAAAUCGCAUCGCUUAGAAAUGACCCUGAAAAUGAAAUUCCUCGGUUACAAGAAGGAAGUCAUUCGACCUCUGAAUGACGCAAAAGCCAUCGAGAGUGGAGCGAAUUUUCUAAGCGAGUCCUUUGUUUUUGGGGUGGCAGCAAGUGUAAUUCUAGCCGAGAGCUGGCGAUCACGAUAUACAGCGAAAAAUCGACGCAAUUAUGUGGAUGAUUCCCUGGAGAAACUGGAAUCCGAGAAUGCGAACUUGAAUGAAGCGCUGGAAAACAUGCGUCAAACGCAGCAACUCACCGAAGAACGGAUAAAGCAAGUGGAGGAUGAUAAUUUGCAACUGCGAAAAUUACUGGACGAUAUCUUGAACAUUAGCCUAGGUCUGGCGCGGCAUACCAAGUAAAAUACUAUACGCAAUCUCUAUAAUAUAGAAAGAUUAUGGAACGAGGCGGGAAAAUAUGUCUCGCUGUAGCAUUUGACUGUAAUUAAUUUUGUGUGGAAUGAUUGCAAGUAAAAGAUCAUGACGGGAAGAGUUCUAAAUCUAAUGGAUGACCUCUUGUAAUCACGCAUGAUGAUACUCUUUGGAAUCAGGAAACGGUUCAAAAAAUAGGCCGAACAAUUCUUAUGGUAAUUUACAAAAUACGAAAGCGCGCUAUUUGAUCUUCUUUUCUUAUCCGCUCUCUGUGCUUUGGUUUCAUAUAUGAUGUUUAAAUGUCGUUCG